Molecule: messenger RNA, 313 nt
Organism: Cherax quadricarinatus
Lineage: Eukaryota; Metazoa; Arthropoda; Malacostraca; Decapoda; Parastacidae
Source: RefSeq, a predicted model, not a curated record
GAUGCCCAGCAUUAAGCUUCAGAGCAGUGAUGGCGACACCUUCGAGGUGGACGUAGAAAUUGCUAAACAAAGUGUCACCAUAAAAACAAUGUUGGAAGACUUGGGGAUGGACGAGGAUGAAGAGGAAGUGGUGCCUCUCCCAAACGUCAAUGCAGCUAUUCUGAAGAAGGUAAUUCAGUGGUGCACCUACCACAAAGAUGACCCACCUCUUCCUGAUGAUGAUGAUAAUAAGGAAAAACGCACAGAUGAUAUCUCCUCUUGGGAUGCAGAUUUUUUGAAGGUAUGGAUAAUUUUGUAAGCAGUCCUAUAAACC